UGAUGAUAGUCUCUUCGUGUAUGAUUGCAUCAAUGCGGAGAAGACCUUAGGAAACAAAGGACAGGAUGGAAAACCGACAGGUAAAGGAAGUGAUGACAUCCUAGCUUUUGCCUUCUCCCCAUCAGGAGAUUAUUUUGCCUUGACAGAUGACAACAAACGUCUGAUUCUGUUCCAUACAAAGCCUUCCUGGGAAUGUGUUAGCGUCAGGUCUGUGAACAGGAGAUGCCUUUCCCUGAUUAUUACAACUGCAGAGGAUAAGAUUCUGGUUGCAGACAAGUCUGGUGAUGUCUAUUCUUACUCAAUAACAGAACCCCAAGCAGAAGGAAAACUUGAGCUGGGUCACUUGUCUCUGCUAUUGGAUGUGGCACUGAGUCCUGAUGACCAGUAUAUCCUAACUGCAGACAGAGAUGAAAAGAUCAGAGUCAGCUUGGCAAAGGCUCCUCAUAAUAUUGUAUCCUACUGUCUGGGACACAAAGAGUUUGUAAGCAAAAUACUUGUAAUACCCAACUAUCCUCAUCUGCUGUUGUCAGCUUCUGGGGACUCGACUCUGAGACUUUGGGAGUACAAAAGCGGGGAAGAAGUGUACUGCUGUCAUCUAAGCAGCAUUUGUGAGUCUGAGAGAACCAGAACUGAGCAGAAAUACCCUGUGUCAAGAAUAACCUACUGCUGUCAAGGUGGUUAUGUUGCCGUUCUGUGUGACUGUAUUCCCACAGUCUACGUCUUUCAGCUUGAUGCCAUUGCCCAGCAGCUAGUUUACAGACAGCAAAUCUCUUUGAAACAUAAAGGUUGGGACAUUGCCUUUGAGGAAAUGGGAGAUCUAUGGAUUUUGCAGGAAGACAGUGAAGCUCCUCUUCAAUCGUACAGACCAUGUGAUGGGCAGUGGAAGCCUGUAACUGAUGACAAAGGAUUACAGAAGAUGUCAAAAUAUAUUCAAGACAACUGGACAGUGUUUGAAGGUUUUGUUGGCACAGAGAGUCACUACAGCAGUCUUUACAAAGCUUCAUUUGAUAACAUGGCCACCUACCUACAGAGGAAGGAGGAGAGGUUACAGCAGCAGAAAAAGAAAAGGCAGGAUCUGCAGCGUGGUUCGAAUGGACAGACAAAAAAGAUGAAGACUGAAGAGUCAUCCCUAUGA
This is a messenger RNA of Phaethon lepturus (White-tailed tropicbird), 1135 nucleotides long. It is a transcript of the gene WDR4, whose product is annotated as WD repeat domain 4. The record is from RefSeq and is a predicted model, not a curated record. The transcript has 10 exons. Lineage: Eukaryota; Metazoa; Chordata; Aves; Phaethontiformes; Phaethontidae. Gene Ontology annotation, biological process: RNA (guanine-N7)-methylation. Gene Ontology annotation, molecular function: protein binding; tRNA (guanine(46)-N7)-methyltransferase activity. The annotation marks the transcript as partial. Gene Ontology annotation, cellular component: tRNA methyltransferase complex; cytosol; nucleus.